AUGUACGAACUGCUGAAACUGAGGUACUCCAGUCGACUGUGGGUGGUGCAGGAGCUGGUUCUCUUCCUGAGAGUGGUCAUGCGCAUUGCGGACAUUGACUUCCAGUCUGACGGCGAGACGAGUGGCAGCCUGUGGGCGCCAAAGUUCGCUAAUAGCAACUUUCUGUUCGACGACGCGAUGAGAGGCACGAAGACAAAGCUUGCCGACGCUCAAGAUCACGCCAAUGUUCGAGAAUCUGACGAAACUCAAAACUAUGACGCCCACCUGGUCGCCGAGCUUACAUGCGUCUGGGCAUGUCAGUCGCCGGUGCCGAUGGACCUCACAUUCUCUACCGCUUGCGCCGACCCAAGCGACCGCCUCUUCGGCAUCAUGAGCAUUGCCGCGAACGAGCAGAUGGCGCCGGACCACACAGUCUCUGUUCAGCAUGGAUCUCCUUGCGCACGGCUCUGGAGAUUCUGGACCGUCCUCAAUCCCCUCCUGGGUCCCGGAUUGGAAUACAUGGGGGAAAUGGCGGCCCGUUCUCACGGCCGACGUCAGCCCGCCAACGAGGAAAUCAGUGGAGAUAAUCGAAAAAACCAUCUCUCUCAUCCCAGGAUGGGAAAAUGGUAUGGAAGAUGGCUCGAAGAAGAACUGGCCGCGCCGGUGCUUCCGAAGAACGGCAUUGGUGAACCCUCUGUUCCGGAGUAUGACGACUUCAGCGUCGAUGCCGGAACAGGCGCCCUCGGGGCCCAAGAUGGCUCAUAUCUCACGCUGGACUCCACGCCAAAGCUUAUAGAGAAACGUGUUGCGGAUUUCUGGAUGGGCUAAAAUGGCCAUUUCUUUUUCGCGAAAUUGCGACGCGGCAUUCCAGCUUGAUUAAUUUCAGGGGAGGGCGGGAUGCACAACACUGAACUCAUGGAACCGAUCCGUGAUGUUCGAAGUUCGGCGCGUAACAGUGUCGAACAGGACGUUGUCCUGGGACUGGUCAAUAUAUCACAAGAACUAUCGUCCCGGUCCGAGCCUGCAGCCGUCUUUCCUCUGUUCUGUGAUGAUACGGUAACGGGUGAUGUCGAGUUUUGCUAAGUGCCUUUCGAACUCUCAGCGCAUAGUAAAUAUCAGCCUUUUGGCUUCCCCUGAAGAUCGGUUAAGAUGCUGUCAGUGUGGUCGGGUUAAGAAGGAGAACUAGUCCUAAACUAGACAGUUAGGACUAGAAUGUUGGUGGCGUAGCGAAUGACAAGC
This is a messenger RNA of Parathielavia appendiculata, 1218 nucleotides long. RefSeq lists its product as uncharacterized. The transcript has 3 exons. Lineage: Eukaryota; Fungi; Ascomycota; Sordariomycetes; Sordariales; Chaetomiaceae. The record is from RefSeq and is a predicted model, not a curated record. The coding region runs from base 1 to 807 and encodes 268 amino acids.